Colletotrichum navitas is the source of this 857-nucleotide messenger RNA. RefSeq lists its product as uncharacterized. The transcript has a single exon. NCBI's taxonomy places the organism in Eukaryota, Fungi, Ascomycota, Sordariomycetes, Glomerellales, Glomerellaceae. Bases 174 to 650 code for a protein of 158 amino acids. The record is from RefSeq and is a predicted model, not a curated record.
GCUGACCACACGUAGGGGAGAGAGAAGGGGCUGAGCGCAAACGGUUGUCGGGCUUCCAUCGCGUUCCUGCUCGAGCGCGGAAAGAUGUUCGUCAGAGAAACGGACGCGUUACGCACGCACGUAAAAGGGCCCGGGAUACGGGCUCAUCUUGGGAUGGGAAUCCCGACAGCACCAUGGGGCCGGAUGGCCGGCCUCGCGCGUCCGGACGCUUGCUGAACCACUCGGUCCCUCGGUCGUCCUAUCAACGGGCAUACGACGACAAACCAUCUCGGUCGUUUCCCAAGUCGGGGAGCCCCGCGGCAUCUCCUGCGCCGUUGCCUCUCCGUGCUCUCGCCGGACUCCGUGCCACUGUUUCUCUUCCGUGCUCUAUUUUCUCUCGCUCUCGCGUCAUGUCUGUUCUCAACGCUACACCAACAUUCACCGUGCUCUCCGUCCACCACUCUUUCUCUCGUAUUUUCUCUUGUGGCCAGGCUGUUCUACUCCGCGCUCCGAGUUUUCAUAGGCCUUUCCAUUAUACCCCAGCAUACCCCCUCUUCCCCUCCGUGCUCCGUCGAGUCCGUCCGUCCCGUUCAACGCCUCCCUCCGUGCCCCCCUUCCGUGCUCCUCACGCCAUCACGUCCUGCUCGGUCCCUUGGGUGCCCAGGAACUAGGCUUUUUCCGUAUAGAGGGGAACGACUAAUCGCGAACCGAGGAUCACAACCUAUGGUACGUACGGUAGGAGAGGCUCCAAAGAUAGAAUAGACCUUGAAGCUCGACUGGCGUGCCCUCCGUCUAGGAGGUGUUAUCGCGGAAAGCUACAAGGAAUUCUCUACCAUCCCAGACCCCUUGCUGAGCAUUCCGGGCUCUACGAAACCUCC